Messenger RNA from Tarenaya hassleriana, 1169 nucleotides. RefSeq names its product cinnamoyl-CoA reductase 1-like. Gene Ontology annotation, molecular function: 3-beta-hydroxy-Delta5-steroid dehydrogenase (NAD+) activity. The transcript is spliced from 6 exons. NCBI's taxonomy places the organism in Eukaryota, Viridiplantae, Streptophyta, Magnoliopsida, Brassicales, Cleomaceae. The record is from RefSeq and is a predicted model, not a curated record. The coding region runs from base 365 to 1147 and encodes 260 amino acids. Gene Ontology annotation, biological process: steroid biosynthetic process.
UUUUGAUCAAUAGUCGCUGUAUAAAGUUGUGAUCUUUGGCCUGUGAAUGAAAUCCCCAUCCAAAGAUUCGAUCUUUUAGGUUCUGAUUUUGGGUGAUAAUCACAAGAAUUGUUACAGAUAAUGUAUGUGUGUCUGUCGAAGUAGCCGUGAUUAAUGCCCCUUCUGAUCGUUUCUGCGUUUUGACACAAGCCACUGAUAUGUAUGUAUUAUCUUUGACCUGUGAAUGAAAUGCCCAACAAGAGAUUCGACCUAUAAAGUUCUGAUUUUGGACUAAGUUUGUGAUUAAUAUGAUCCUAAGAAAACAUAGCAUUUGCUUGCGCUUGAAGGAGCAAAGGAGAGGCUCCACUUGUUCAAAGCCGAGUUAAUGGAAGAAGGGUCAUUUGAUGAUGCUUUUGAUGGAUGCGAGGCUGUUUUUCACACUGCAUCUCCCACUUUUCUCACUCCUUCAGACCCUCAGGCUGAACUGAUAGAUCCUGCUGUCAAAGGCACGCUUAAUGUUCUAAGAUCAUGUGCAACAGUUGGCUCCAUCAAGAGAGUGGUUCUAACAUCAUCAAUGGCAUCUGUUGUGUUCAACGGGAAGCCUCUAACAUCCGAAACCGUAGUUGAUGAGACUUGGUUUUCAGAUCCAGUUUUUUGUGAGAAUAUGAAGCUGUGGUAUAUGAUGGCGAAGACGUUAGCUGAGGAAGCUGCGUGGAAAUUUGCAAACGAGAACAGAAUCGAUAUGGUAGCAUUGCACCCAGGACUGGUCAUUGGUCCUCUUCUGCAGCCAAAUCUGAAUUCUUCGGUGGAAGUGAUUCUGGACAUAGUUCAUGGAAAGAAGUCCUUGUUUGGCACAAUCUACAGAUUCACCGAUGUCAGAGACAUUGCUCUAGCUCAUGUUAGAGCCUAUGAGAUUUCUUCAGCUAGUGGCAGAUACUGCUUGGUGAAUAAGAUACUAACCUUGAAGGAAACACUGGAGAUUCUGCAUCGGCUGUUUCCAAACUCCAACCUUCCUAAACCAGUCGACCAGAAUGUUAACCCGAACGAGCCUCAUUUCCAGAUUUCACAAGAGAAGGCAAAGAGUUUGGACAUUAACUUCACACCUGUGGAAGUGAGCCUUAGAGAAACUGUGGAAAGCUUGAGAGAAAAGGGUCUACUAAGCAUUUAAGACUGGAAAUCCAACAAAUAUC